Oncorhynchus keta (chum salmon) is the source of this 3270-nucleotide messenger RNA. It is a transcript of the gene foxd7, whose product is annotated as forkhead box D7. Bases 319 to 1293 code for a protein of 324 amino acids. Gene Ontology annotation, biological process: cell differentiation; anatomical structure morphogenesis; regulation of transcription by RNA polymerase II. The transcript has a single exon. Lineage: Eukaryota; Metazoa; Chordata; Actinopteri; Salmoniformes; Salmonidae. The record is from RefSeq and is a predicted model, not a curated record. Gene Ontology annotation, molecular function: DNA-binding transcription factor activity, RNA polymerase II-specific; RNA polymerase II cis-regulatory region sequence-specific DNA binding.
ACCAACGAGAGAGGAUGCUGGACAUCGUGGAAGACUCGCCGUGCUUCAUAACUUUCGCAGCCUCCCUUUUCUCUGUUUAAGGCUAAAAGGUUGUUCCAUUUUGUGUUUGUUUGGAGAUAAAAGGCUUUGGAUUUUUUGAAGGGUUGUUUUUUCCUCUUGAAUGACUAACGUGAGAGGGGGCUAGACCGCACAUAUUUUAAGCUAGUUUUUUUUGUGAAUGGAGAGAGCAAAGGCUUGCGCGUGAGCAUCUAUCCCUUUCAAAGAACUGACCCUUUCCCACCUUGUUGGGGCAGGUGAUAUUGGCUCUGCCCGUGGACUAUGACAUUGGACUUGGAACCCAUGGAAGAUUUUGUUAUUGACGUAGUAGGAGAGGGACUCAGGGAUAACGGAGAGGAGCAUCUCGUGUCCUUACCUUUGGAAGAGACGAGAAGCGCAGAGCAUGAGCCCGAAACUUUUUUGUCUUCUAGUGGGCAGGAUGAGGAUAGGGACGACUACUCACCCACAUCGAAGUGUCCUCCAGCAGCAAUUAAAAGCCCGGCUUCGGUAAAGCCUCCAUACUCCUACAUCGCUUUGAUAACAAUGGCCAUAUUACAAAGCCCAAAAAAGCGACUUACCCUCAGCGAGAUAUGUGACUUUAUCAGCCACCGAUUCGUUUAUUAUCGUGAGAAGUUCCCUGCCUGGCAGAAUUCCAUCAGACACAACCUUUCGCUCAAUGACUGCUUUGUCAAAAUGCCCCGGGAGCCUGGUAAUCCAGGGAAGGGAAACUACUGGACGCUAGACCCCAAUUCUUCGGACAUGUUUGAGAAUGGGAGCUUUCUGCGUCGAAGGAAGAGGUUCAAACGCCAGCAUUUUCGUUUCGGGGUGCUCAAGGAGCAAUCCCUUGAGCCCAGUGGCUUUCACAACUUUUAUGGUACUUAUGGACUCGGCACAGCGGGUCUUCAGCUACCCAGUUUGGAGAUAUAUCCAUUCGGCUUCCAUCACCAUGCGCACUCGUCAUGCGCUCCCACCAUCCCACCUGUUAGCACCCUGCUACCGGCGUUGUCGAGCCUGUUUACCCGGAACACUUUCGCUGCCAAGGCUUUUCUUCAAUCACAACAGCCUGUCACUAUCGGGUCCUUCAAUCCGAGCCGCUAUGCCACCUUUUCUUCCGCUUUGACCACCAGCGGUCCCUACGCGUCCCCUGCGCUGUUCCACUCCACGGCGUCUCCACAUCUCGUCAGUUUACAUGAAGAAUAUCAGAAAUUACAAACUCAGCGCAGCACAUCUGACCUGGCUAAUGAGCAGUGCUUGUGAAUAUUUGAGCUGUGUUUCAGACUUUAAAUUGUGUAUUUGUAUCUCAGGUGAUAGAGAUUUUUGAAGCUCUUGUGGAAACACAGGUAUUUGGCAAAUGGUAAUUGGAUGGACUUUCUUGUUGAUCUCGGCCUAUUUGAAGAGUUCUUAAGAAUGCUGUAGAUGUAUGCCUUGCAUUAAUUACAUGUUUCAUAGCAUCUUGCGUUUUUCUUUGUAAAGUAUGAAAUUACAUGUGUCAAUUGAAAUGCAAAUAUUUAACUGACGAGUUUCCUUUUACAUUCGGAAAGAAAUAAAGUGAAUUAUUUAAAACAAUAUAUUUAACUCAGUCAUUUUUCUUAUAGGCCUUUGCGUCACUGACCUGUCAAUGUUGGCAAAAUUGAAGAUCUGUAAUUGAUGCCUUUAACAACUGAUUAGUGCAUAGCGUAUAUCUAAUCAGUGGAAAUAUAGCUGCACAUGUUUACCUAUAGUAGGCCUAAAUGCGCAGUGAACUUGAUUGCAUCUUUCAGCAGGAAAUCCGUUAAUUCAACAUUUUGCUGAGUGUGUAAGAUGAUGCGUGGGUUAAAUUAUGUUCAGAACUUUUGACAAAAUUAGGGUAAUUUUAGUUUGUCUGGUUAGCAUUUCUCUAAUAAUAAAAUAUUAUUAGAUUCAAUUAUAUGAUGUUUAGGCCUACACGUAAAACAUGUCAGCCUAUAUUAAGUCAAAUAAAAAUCUUAAAAUAAUUGACACAUUUUGACGGUUAUAGCUUUAAAAGUGUCUAUCGAAACAGCGACUGAGGAUCAAGCGAUGUGCGGAAUCAAACUAUAUAAAGAUCACAUGAACGAGAUGCAGCAUUGUGUUGACUCUAAUCUAGGCUAAAUCCAAUAUCCUGGAAUGUUAGGACUACAUUUUAAGGAUUUUCUGAUAUUACAAUUGAAACAUUUUAUUUUUGUUCGUUUUUUUUUUGCUCUUUCUAAAAUUGAAGUCUAGAAGUAACGGUCUGUGCAGCUGCGCAGCUUUCAGAUUGUCAGUUGAGUUACACCACAUCCAUCCAUUAGUUCAACAUCGUAUUAUAAUUGCCUGAUUUUGCGUCAUGGGGCCACACAGCCUGCUCGUUCCAAAAAUGGAAAAAAAUAUGUGCAACACAUUCAAAGACUUCAUAUUUUCAUGUCAGAUUAUGAGGUCAUUUCUAAACCCGCAUUUGGUUGUCUCUCCAAAGCAUUCCUUAUAAGUUUUUUUUUUAUAGAAAUAUUUUAAUAUGUUUGUAUGGGAGAUGUAGCUUGACGAACCAGUUGAGGAUUUAUUCAAAUAUGUGUUUAAAUAGACAUCGUGAUUUAACUCGGUUUUGCUAGAACCAAUUUCGUGGUUCGUGAUAUUAGUCAGAAAAUAAAAGCAAUAUUACAUUCUAAGAAAAUUAAAGCCAUAUUAAAGCCCUGAGAAUUAUGGAUGUUUAAAAACAAUAUUUUAAAGUAAUUAAUAACAUAUCUUCAUAACUUGAUAGAUAUCACAAUCAAGUUCAAUUGUGAUACUGUAUUUGUGAACAUAAAUGGAACAAAACAUAAAAGGAAUAUAAACGUUUCCUUACACUCUUAAUAUCGUUAGAAAUAUCUGGAGCCACAUUGGAGAUGAUUCUGGUACUGUUUCAACCCAAAGUAAUAGACAUUUCUCAUGGAUUAUAAUGAAGAUUGAGUAUUUGAGACAGAUUAUUCAUGUAAAUGUUGAAUGAUAUAAUUAACCAUAUUUGUUGUUUUCUUUUAACGUCCUUGUUUAGAUUUAUUGUGUGUUUUUCUUUUACUUCUAUGCCAGACCGUGCUGUGUUACACUGAACAUGACAGGAUGAAAAUAAUGUUAGGUUUCUUGGGAGGAAAGUAUUUCUUUAAUUCUAUUCUAAGCCUAGUUUAGAUUGAUGACUACUCUAAAGCUUUUGGAAAGGGCUGAUGGAUAGAAGUACAAUAUCCAAUUCAGUCUAAUGACGCUUGGCAACUAUUGAAGGACUUAAAUCAA